Oppiella nova is the source of this 2931-nucleotide messenger RNA. NCBI's taxonomy places the organism in Eukaryota, Metazoa, Arthropoda, Arachnida, Sarcoptiformes, Oppiidae. The record is from the annotation of a GenBank genome assembly.
AUGAAUUCAAACCUUUCUGUGCAUUCAUUACAGCACUUGUCGGACACGAAUCAUACGGUUGUGACGAUUGAGACACCAGAAGAACAGAUUCACCUCAUCUCUGCAUAUCAUCCGCCACACGUCGACAACACAGAACUCAUCCAAAAGUUAGUGGACAUCAUCGAUGGUCUCCAGAAUAAGAACUUCUGCAUAGGAAUCGAUGCGAACGCAAAGUCUGGAGCGUGGGGUCUACUGCCACAUCAGGUCGAGGACAACAGAGGGACCAAUAUGUGUGAACUCAUGUCUUCAAGCCGCCAGCUCUCGUUCAUUGACUUGACAUUAGUUGGCCGAUCAUUACUACACAGAACUGGCGAAUGGAUGGUCUCUGAAGAGGAAUCAAUGAGUGAUCACCGAUAUAUCGAUUUCGAGAUAGAGAUCGGAAGAAGACCACAGAAUCAACGCUCACUCUCAAGAAAAUACUGUACCAUUCGUGCAGAUUGGGAUCUAUUCAGAGAUCUUAUUGUUGCUAAAAAGCUAAGUCUGUCGGAAACCAUUGAAGACAUCGAUUCUAUGGAUGCGACGGAAACCGCGGCGCAGACACUAAUGACUGCAAUCUGUGAAACGGCGGACAAAGCAAUCCCUAAGUCGAGAGCUUGUGAGCGAUCAGUCAUUUGGUGGACACCAGAGCUGACAAUUCAAAGAAGCGAAGUCAGAGAACUCCGGCAAAUCUCCAACGAAGCUAAUGAAACAACAAGAGAAGCAAAGCGAGAAGCAUAUGUCCGGGCCUUCAAUAAGUACAAGACUGCCAUCAAGAAAGCGAAACAUAAAUCAUUUCAAGACUUCAUAACUAACUCAUCGACUGCCGACCCCUUCGGACUCGCCUACAAAAUGUUUCGAUUGAAGCGCAAGACGUCAGCUCCUCUGAAGUCACUUCAACGUCCGGACCAGACAUUCACAGAAACAGAGACAGAAACAUCGGCCUUCGACUCAGCAAAAUGGCAUCACAUAUUGGCAGCACUCAGAUCACACGACUGUCCACGAAAUCUGUAUCAACUCAUCCGACACUACCUAUCAGACAGGUCUGCAGUAUACGAGACAGAAGCGCACCGACAUAAGCGGGUGGUAACACAGGGGGCCAUGCAGGGGACUCCGGCCGGACCCCACCUCUGGAACGCUUUAUACGACGGACUCCUUCAGGUCUCUCUCCCAGAAGGAGCUCAACUUCAGGCUUAUGCAGACGACGCGCUUCUUGUAGUGAAUGGAAUCAAUCAACGAGAAAUUGAGACGAUAUUAGCCGAAGCUCUUCAGACGAUAUGUGACUGGAGUCACAAAUAUGGGAUUCGCUUGAAUCCCGAGAAGUCCCAAGCGAUGCAAUUCUGGCGUCCGAAACAGAGAAAGAGCGGCAAAUUCAUCGAUCGCAAGGCCCCCCGAAACCCGAUGUGUCGAUACGACGGGAAACCCAUAAAGUUUGUCAGAUAUCCGGAAACUAUCCGAUACUUAGGAGUCCAUAUCGACCCCAAACUUGACUUCGAGCGCCACAUCAACAAAGUCUGCGCCACAGCCCGAGAAGCCAUCACUAAACUGUCGGCCAUAGCACGGGUGACGUGGGGUCUGACUCCCGACUCCCUUCGGACGAUAUACAUGAGAGCCAUCGAACCGGCGCUGUUGUACGCACUCCCAGUUUGGGCGGACAGAGCCGUCAUCCUAAGCAACAAAUGCAAGCUAUCGAGUGUUCAGAGGUAUGCCUUGAUUCGGGCCAAUCAGGCCUACAGGACGGCGCCGACGGACUCAUUGUGUGUUUUGGCGAACGUAUUGCCCAUUGAGUUAAGAGUCGCACAAUUGGCUGCAGAAUAUCGCUUGAGAAGUCAAUCGACAACUGAUGACACCAAUGAAUUGAUCGCCAGAUUCACAGAAACACUUGACUUCACAUCGAUUGAGCCGAGAGUCCAGUACUACUUUCGAGUUCACCCCGGAAUGAGACCUCAAAUAGACACCAAUGAAUUCCCGGCUGACGUCAACAUAUAUACUGACGGAUCCAAAGACGACACCAAGACUUCUGCAGCGUUUGUGUCGUAUGAAGACAUCGAAGAAACGGAAUUCCAGUUCAGACUCGAGAAGCAGUGCUCUGUCUUUCAGGCGGAAAUGGUUGCCAUCAGAGAAGCUCUCAUUUAUGUGUUGGACAGAGGAUUGACUUCUGUCUGUCUGUACACCGACUCCUUGUCGUCGAUUAUGGCACUCAAAGACCACGACUCCACUCAUCCACUCGUCUGUAAGAUAUGGGAUCUGCUGACAGAACUCUACAGAAGGCAGACCCGGAUUGCGUUCAUCAAAGUGGCCGCACAUACAGGAGUUCCCGGCAAUGAAAGGGCUGACAGUCUGGCGAAGAGCGCACCCGAAACGGACCACAAGGCGUAUGGCAUGAGAUCUGUACUUAACUGCAAGACUCACAUCAGGGAUAAGGCGCGCGAGAAGUGGGAAGAGAUCUGGAGGUCGUCAGAGACCAGAGGUCUCGCGAAAGCACUCUUUCCGACCAUAAAGUCCAGGAUUUCGGCCAAAGUCUACAAAAUGGGUCAUUACGUGACACAAGCGCUCACAGGACACGGACAGUACGACCAAUACCUGCACCGGAUUGGAGUCAAAGAGUCAGCCGAUUGUCGGGUCUGUGGUGCAGAAGACACGGCCAGACAUCGACUGUUUGUGUGCCAGAGGUUUGAAACAGAGAGACAACAGUUUGAAGAGACGUUUGGCAAAGAACUGAAUGAGUCAAAGAGUCAGCCGAUUGUCGGGUUUGAAACAGAGAGACAACAGUUUGAAGAGACGUUUGGCAAAGAACUGAACGAAGAGUCCAUCCGAGAGGUGACGGAAACCAAGGAAUCGUUCGAAGCAUUCAUACAAUUAGCGAAAGACAUCUCACCUAUAGAUCUGAUGAGAGAGGAAACGACUAUUUCUUAA